Messenger RNA from Diospyros lotus (date-plum), 1444 nucleotides. RefSeq lists its product as uncharacterized. The coding region runs from base 332 to 1285 and encodes 317 amino acids. The transcript has 6 exons. The record is from RefSeq and is a predicted model, not a curated record. Gene Ontology annotation, cellular component: cytoplasm. Lineage: Eukaryota; Viridiplantae; Streptophyta; Magnoliopsida; Ericales; Ebenaceae. Gene Ontology annotation, molecular function: glutathione transferase activity.
AUCGGUGAGUAAUCCAAGCGGAGACACAAUCCUUGAGACAGAUACAGAUAUCCUCCAACUCUCUUUCAAGGUAUUUUCCGUAUCAUUCACUACUGAUUCUGCCGCUGCUGCUUUCGGCACCCUUUUUCACCUUCUACUAAGAGAGUUGUGCCCCAACAAGAUAUACUUUGUGUCUAGAAUCCAUCUUACAAGAUGUGAUGAUGUUUAAGUUCUCUGGGUUUGGAAAUGGCUGUAAGGAGGACUAAUACCUUCAAGACUUUGAGCGUAGAGAGAAUUCUUAUGGAAAAUAAGUCAUACUGAAUCUCGAGAUUGUUCAAUUCUUCAGCAAGCCAUGGCUAAAUCUGGUGCCUUUGUGCCGGUUCCUACAGCGUUCCGCAACUUCAUUUCAAGAGACGCAAAUUCUUCUUUCCCAGCCGAAGCUGGAAGAUACCAUCUGUAUGUAUCAUAUGCAUGUCCCUGGGCAUCCAGGUGCCUUGCCCUCCUCAAACUCAAAGGACUUGAGAAAGCCAUCGGUUUCACUUCGGUCAAAUAUAAAUUUGGGAGAACAAAGGAUGGUGAGGAUCACAUGGGAUGGGUUUUUCCUGCCUCAGAUACAGAGGAACCAGGAGCUGAACCAGACCCUAUAAACGGGGCAAAGAGCAUAAGAGAGUUGUAUGAGCUUGCAAAUCCAAACUAUUCUGGAAGAUACUCGGUUCCUGUUCUGUGGGAUAAGGAGCUGAAAACAAUUGUAAAUAACGAAAGUUCAGAGAUAAUCCGCAUGUUUAAUGCUGAAUUCAAUGAAGUAGCAGAGAAUGCAGCCCUGGACCUUUACCCUCCUCACUUGCAAGCCCUGAUCAAUGAGACCAAUGAGUGGACAUUUGAGGGGAUCAAUAUUGGUGUUUAUAAAUGCGGGUUUGCCACACAGCAAGAGCCCUAUGAAGAGGCUGCAAAGAAAUUAUUUGAGGCUUUGGACAGAUGCGAGGAGAUUCUAGGCAAGCAGCGUUACUUGUGUGGGAACACAAUUACUGAAUCUGAUAUCCGGGUGUUCACAACGCUUAUAAGAUUUGAUGAGGUUUAUGUAGUUCACUUCAAGUGCAACAAGAAGCUGCUACGGGAGUACCCAAACCUGUUCAACUACACCAAAGACAUAUACCAAAUGCCUGGCAUAAGUAGCACAGUCAACAUGCAACAUAUCAAGCGGCAUUACUAUUUGAGCCAUACUGGCAUCAAUCCUCAUGGGAUUAUUCCCAUUGGCCCAAACAUCGAUUAUUCUGCUCCUCAUGACAGAGAAAGGUUUUCUAGCUAGUGUAAUGUGAUGUUUCUGCAAGCUCCUGUUGAAAUAAUUUGUUGAUUGGAAUUAGAUUGUUUACUCAAAAAGGAGACGUGUGUCAUCUAAUGAUUGUAUGAUACUGGGCGUGGUGUUAUGUUAUUGAAUAAGGUAUACAACAUGAGUUGCUGGCAGAAA